Messenger RNA from Syngnathoides biaculeatus (alligator pipefish), 9079 nucleotides. It is a transcript of the gene cacna1ia, whose product is annotated as calcium voltage-gated channel subunit alpha1 Ia. The transcript has 36 exons. Gene Ontology annotation, biological process: neuronal action potential; membrane depolarization during action potential; positive regulation of calcium ion-dependent exocytosis. Gene Ontology annotation, molecular function: low voltage-gated calcium channel activity; voltage-gated sodium channel activity. Gene Ontology annotation, cellular component: neuron projection; voltage-gated sodium channel complex; plasma membrane. NCBI's taxonomy places the organism in Eukaryota, Metazoa, Chordata, Actinopteri, Syngnathiformes, Syngnathidae. Bases 1 to 7047 code for a protein of 2348 amino acids. The record is from RefSeq and is a predicted model, not a curated record.
AUGACGAGCGAGGAGUGUCCUGUGCCGCUGGGGAACAUUUCCCCGGCAGUGCCAGGGCAUCACGAGGAGUAUGGCUCGGCGCAGGCUGAUGACAUCAUCGAGGAAGCGUGUCCAGGCGACGACGCCAGCAUCGGAAGUGACCUGAGCACGCUUGUGGUGCCCUACCCCGAGCUGGCGCCCGUGGUCUUCUUCUGCCUCAAGCAGACCACCUGCCCCCGCAGCUGGUGCAUCCGUAUGGUUUCCAGUCCGUGGUUCGAGAGGAUUAGCAUCAUGGUCAUCUUGCUCAACUGUGUGACACUCGGAAUGUACCAACCCUGCGAGAACAUCGACUGCACCUCGGACCGCUGCCAGAUCCUCCAGGCUUUCGAUGCCUUCAUCUACAUCUUUUUUGCACUGGAGAUGGUGGUGAAGAUGGUGGCUCUCGGAAUCUUUGGUCGUCGCUGUUAUCUGGGAGAUACUUGGAACAGGUUGGACUUCUUCAUUGUCAUGGCUGGAAUGGUAGAAUACUCUCUGGAUCUGCAGAACAUCAACCUGUCGGCCAUUAGGACGGUGCGGGUUCUUCGUCCCCUGAAAGCCAUCAACAGAGUGCCAAGCAUGCGUAUCCUGGUGAACUUGCUGCUGGACACGUUACCCAUGCUAGGCAACGUGCUUCUGCUAUGCUUCUUUGUCUUCUUCAUCUUUGGAAUUAUUGGUGUGCAGCUGUGGGCGGGGCUUCUGAGGAACCGCUGUUACCUGGAAGAGAACUUCACCCUCUCUUCGGGUUUGACCCCGCCACCGCCGUACUACCGACCCGAGGAGGAUGACGAGCGCCCCUUCAUCUGCUCGCUGGCAUCUGACAACGGCAUCAUGUCAUGUUCCGACGUCCCCGCGAGGCGAGAAGGAGGCCAGACGUGCUGCCUGGACAAGGAGGACGCGCUACACAGACAAGCGCUGGGUCUCAGUCCUGAGCCCAUGGCGAACGGCAGCGGCGCCGGUGACGUCAUGGGCCUGUGCAUCAACUGGCACCAGUAUUACACCCGCUGCCACACGGGGAGCAGCAACCCCCACAAAGGUGCAAUCAACUUCGACAAUAUCGUCUAUGCCUGGAUUGUCAUUUUUCAGGUGAUCACUUUGGAAGGCUGGGUAGAGAUUAUGUAUUAUGUAAUGGAUGCCCACUCCUUCUACAACUUCAUCUACUUCAUCUUACUCAUCAUUGUUGGUUCCUUCUUCAUGAUCAACCUUUGCCUGGUGGUCAUCGCCACUCAAUUUUCAGAGACCAAGCAGCGGGAGCACCAGCUGAUGCAGGAGCAGAGGGCGCAGUGCCUUUCCUCGUCCACGCUGGCCAGCAUGGCGGAGCCGGGAGAUUGCUACGAGGAAAUCUUCCAGCUGGUCUGCCACGUCCUGCGCAAGGCCAGACGGAGAUCGGCAGCUCUCUACUACACGCUGAGGGGCAAGCCCCCGCCUGCUGGUGGAGGAAGAGGCAACAGGCGAGGUGGAAUCAAUCAGAACGGAGAACGGCACCAUUCGAGGCAUCUGAAAUUAACCCACUGUCCACACCAAAGCAAGCAAGACCAUGACUUCCAACCACUGGGAAACUCCAUCAGCGUGAAUCCACAGGACUGCCCUUUGUGUGCAUUAGCGCAGGAAGAAGGCCCGAGGACCGCGGGAGACGACGAGGACGAGGGGGACGCUGUGAAGGAGACGGACAAGGAAGAGAACCACUUAGAGGAGCGGGGUGACGCUAAUGAAGGGAAGAAGAAAAAGAAGAAAAGGAGCUGCUUUGGACACUGUAAGGACAUGUGGGACGAAAUAAGAAGGAAACUGUGGGGCAUCGUGGAGAGCAAGUACUUCAGCAGGGGCAUCAUGAUCGCUAUUCUCAUCAACACCAUCAGUAUGGGCAUCGAGCAUCACAAUCAGCCAGAGGAGCUGACGAAUGUGCUGGAGAUCUGCAACAUUGUCUUCACCAGCAUGUUCACCCUGGAGAUGAUCCUCAAGCUGACGGCCUUUGGUUUCUUUGACUACCUGAGGAACCCCUACAACAUCUUCGAUGGCAUCAUCGUCAUCAUCAGUGUGUGUGAGAUUAUCGGCCAGGCUGAUGGUGGCUUGUCAGUGCUGAGGACCUUCAGACUGCUGCGGGUCAUUAAGUUGGUCAGGUUCAUGCCCGCCCUGAGGCGUCAGCUGGUGGUUCUGAUGAAGACGAUGGACAACGUGGCAACUUUCUGCAUGCUGCUCAUGCUCUUCAUCUUCAUCUUCAGUAUCCUUGGGAUGCACAUCUUUGGUUGCAAGUUCAGUCUGAAGACAGAUGCAGGAGACACCGUGCCUGACAGGAAGAACUUUGAUUCCCUCCUGUGGGCCAUCGUCACUGUCUUUCAGAUUCUGACUCAGGAGGACUGGAACAUGGUGUUGUACAAUGGCAUGGCUUCCACCUCACCCUGUGCUGCCCUCUACUUUGUCGCGUUGAUGACCUUUGGAAACUAUGUGCUCUUCAAUUUAUUGGUGGCCAUCUUGGUUGAGGGCUUUCAAGCUGAGGGAGAUGCAAACCGCUCUUACUCCGAUGAUGACAGGUCUUCCUGUAAUUUUGAAGACAAUGAUAAGCAGAAGGACUCUCUGCACCUCUCAGACCCAAAGAUCUGCACACUGACCCCGAAUGGACACUUGGACUUGGGCCCGCUGCCUGCUAGCCUAUUUCCUGGAGAGAGGCUCAGCUUUGCUCUCGGGUCGAGGAAGAACAGUGCUAUUUCCCUUGGCAGGGCCAACCUGGACCAGAGGGCUGCGUAUCCAGGUCGCAGUUACCACAACUGGGGUCGCCCACUGCCCCGCCAGCCUCAGGCCUCAUGGGCUCGUCGCUCCAGUUGGAACAGCCUGAUCGGAGGCCGCCCCUGUUCAUCCUCAUCACCCUCAGCUAGUCCAGCCUUCACCGCCACUUCUGCCAGGACUUUCUAUGGCUACGGCUUAGGAGGCCUGGGAGGGGUCGUUGGCGGAAGUCUCCGUAUCCGAGGUCCCCGUGCCUCCUCAUCCCCACACCGUCAUCUCCACAGCAUACACCCAGAUGAGGAGGAAAGCCUACUCUCACCUCCGGCUGUUGCUUCUCACACUCUUCAUAUUCGGCAUCCUCUCCUCCAGGGACAUUUUGUACCCAGGAGGGACCGUCGGGCUUUAUCCCUCGAGCUUCCGCACCUGCUACAGGUCCCCGGGGCCCCAUAUCCACCUCCACUAUCACAUCGUCCUGUGUCCCCCGCAGUGCUGCACGCCCACCAGAGGAAGAGCUUCUCUGGGGGGUUGGUUAUCGGUGGCGAGGGUGGCUUUGAGAGUCUGAGCAUCAUCGGGGGAGUGCACCAAGACUGUAAUGGCAAGACUUCCCUGGCACAGCUUCUCCACCCACCUCUUAAACAUCAGACUGAGCAGGCUAGCAGGACAAACCACCAAAGACUGAUUUCAGAGGUUUUUCCUCAGGUGAACACGCGUAGCAAGGGGCAAGAAGACAUGGAUGAUGAGCUUGACUAUAGCUUGUGUUUCCGCGUCCAAAAGAUGUUGGAGGCGCACAAGCCAGAUUGGUGCGAGACCAGAGGGGACUGGUCAGUUUUUCUCUUCUCUCCACAGAACAAGUUUCGACAGAUCUGCCAGUCCAUCAUCGCACACAAGCUGUUUGAUUACGUGGUGCUGGCCUUCAUCUUCUCCAAUUGCAUCACAGUAGCUCUCGAGAGGCCCAAGAUCCUCCAAGGCAGCUUGGAAAGGGUGUUUCUCACCAUAUCCAACUACAUCUUUACUGCCAUCUUUGUGGGCGAGAUGACACUCAAGGUGGUUUCCAUGGGGCUGUACAUGGGGGAGCAGGCAUAUUUGCGGAGCAGCUGGAACAUUCUGGAUGGUUUCCUGGUUUUCGUGUCUUUAAUUGACAUUGUCGUGUCGAUGGCUGGCGGGGCGAAGAUCCUGGGUGUGCUCAGAGUCCUCCGUCUGCUGAGAACAUUGCGUCCUCUCAGGGUGAUCAGCAGGGCUCCAGGUCUGAAGCUGGUGGUGGAAACCCUAAUCACCUCCCUCAAGCCCAUCGGCAACAUCGUCCUCAUCUGUUGUGCUUUCUUCAUUAUCUUUGGCAUUCUUGGUGUCCAGCUGUUUAAAGGCAAGUUCUUCUACUGCUUGGGGCCUGAUGUUAAAAAUAUCACCAACAAAUCCGAUUGUCUCCAAGCCAACUACAAGUGGGUUCAUCACAAGUACAACUUUGACAACUUGGGCCAGGCCUUGAUGUCCUUGUUUGUACUGGCCUCUAAGGACGGCUGGGUCAACAUCAUGUAUCAUGGCCUGGAUGCUGUCGGUGUGGACCAACAGCCGGUGACCAACAACAACCCCUGGAUGCUGCUUUAUUUCAUCUCCUUCCUCCUCAUCGUCAGCUUCUUCGUCCUCAACAUGUUCGUCGGUGUGGUGGUGGAGAACUUUCACAAGUGCCGCCAGCACCAGGAGGUGGAGGAGGCCAAGAGGCGCGAGGAGAAACGGCAGCGCCGAAUGGAAAAAAAGAGGAGAAAAGCCCAAAAGCUUCCCUACUAUGCCAGCUACAGCAACGUGCGCCUCAUGAUCCACACACUGUGCACAAACCACUACCUGGACCUCAUCAUCACCUUCAUCAUCUGCAUCAACGUCAUCACGAUGUCCCUCGAGCACUACAAUCAACCUCACUCUCUAGAUCUCGCCCUGAAGUACUGCAAUUAUUUCUUCACCUCCACUUUUGUGCUGGAAUCCAUCCUCAAGCUCAUCGCCUUCGGCUUCAGGCGCUUCUUCAAAGAGAGGUGGAACCAGCUCGACCUUGCCAUCGUGCUUCUUUCUGUGAUGGGCAUCACACUGGAGGAGAUCAAAAUCAGCGCUGCGCUGCCAAUCAACCCGACUAUUAUCCGGAUCAUGAGAGUACUGAGGAUAGCGAGAGUCCUGAAGUUGCUGAAGAUGGCGACAGGAAUGAGAGCCCUGUUGGAUACGGUGGUCCAAGCCCUGCCUCAGGUGGGUAACCUGGGUCUGCUCUUCAUGCUACUGUUUUUCAUCUACGCCGCCUUAGGAGUAGAGCUUUUCGGAGAACUUGUUUGCAAUCAAGACUACCCGUGCGAGGGCAUGAGUCGUCACGCUACCUUUGAGAACUUUGGCAUGGCCUUCCUGACAUUGUUUCAAGUCUCUACGGGCGACAACUGGAAUGGCAUCAUGAAGGACACAUUGCGGGAGUGCCCACCAGAUCACGCCACUGAUGUGGACUACGCCUGCAAUCCCAGCCUUCAGUUUAUCUCGCCCAUGUACUUUGUCUCCUUCGUGCUCACCGCCCAGUUCGUGCUCAUCAACGUGGUGGUGGCCGUGCUGAUGAAGCACCUGGACGACUCCAACAAGGAGGCCCAAGAGGAGGCGGAGAUGGAUGCAGAAAUUGAGCUGGAGCUGGCCCAGGGCACCCUCUGUUGCAUGGGCGCCCCCGGCUGCGGAGGCGCAGGGGCGGAGAAAGGCGCGGUCGCCGCUGGAUCGGCCCCCAGCGGCGAGGACUGCAGGAGGGAGGGAGGAGGCCGAGGAGGGAGGACCCGCACGGCAGCCAGUGCAACCGCGGUGCCGUACAGCUCCUCUGAUGCCAACCGGCCAUUGUACUCGCCAGCCCAUGAAAGCCAGUGGUUGGACAGCGUAUCUCUCCUGAUCAAGGAUACGUUAGAAGGGGAGAUGCUGAUGAUCGACAAUCUCUCUGGUUCUGUCUUCCACCAUUACUCCUCCCCUCUCCCCAUCUGUAAAGACUGCAGGGGCCACCCGCAAGAGGUGACUUCCUUACACCAGAUCAGGAUGGCGGAGAUCGAGCAGGCUUCGCUGAAGUCGGAGCAACUCUCGGACAAGUCUUCUUCUCCCGCCCUCCCUGAUGACCUCAGCUUGGACGAGCAUACGGCCUACCAGCUGCUCGUACGCGAACGCAAGGUAAAGUGUAGCAGUGGCUCUUGCAGCUCUGCGGAGGCAGCAGGGGAAGGAAAUCACCAGGUCCACCAGACAGUUGUCCAGAGCCAGGUCCAAGGGCUAAGCCACAUCUCCAGGACUACCUGCAAAGUAGAGAUGGAAGCUGUGCUGCAGGAUAUAGAAAUGCAUACAAAUUCACCUAAUAUGUGCUCACCUUACUAUAGCCCAAGUGGUCUUUCCAGCGACACCAAGGAGAGAAAAACCGAGGCAAAAGAAGAAGCCAGCAGCAUCUCUCCGCUGCUGUCCCUGCCCGCUGAGUUCUUCCACUCGACAGGGGCCGCCAUCCCCACACCGCCCCGCAGCAGAAGCCUGAGGUUGUCGAGGGGCCUGAGGUUGACCUCCCCUGCUUCGUGGGCUGCAUUCCGUUCCCCUGGAGGCCAUAGCAAGAUACUGUGUACUCAGUAUCCAUCCCACAGUGACUCGUCACUCGCGACUGGCAGCUCCGAAGGCAGCCUCCAGACCACCCUGGAAGAAGGCCUUAGCUUCAGCGUCUCUCCACCGCAGAACAUGGACUUGCCAGCAGCUCCUUUACCACAUCAGUGCCCACUGCGCGAAGACGACACAAGCAUUUCUUCCCCGGUCCAGACCUUGAGACUGAGGCCGAGCCCCUCGUCGGCUUUAACCCUGCAGGCCACUAUUGGCCAACAACGGAGCCAAAGCAGCGGGCGAGGUAGCACGAGCCCGGGCUUCACACGGGAUGACUCCAUUGACCCUUCGGACGAGGACCUGGGUAUAGUCAUCGGGUCUUCCAUUGGUGGUUGCGGGUCCAGUCAAGCGGGCAAUAGUGAACACUUGUCAGAGACUAUGAGCAGCUUGUCCCUGACAUCACUGCUGUCGCCUACUUCCCUAGCAUAUCCUGGAGGAGCAGUGAAAAAGUGCAAUAGCACGGGAAGCCUGGACCAAGGGGGGAUGCUGCUGUCAUCCAGAGGACGAGAGACCCGCCGAGAGAUUCUAGGCCUGGAGCUCAUGGACCCCCAGGGUUUCUUGGCCAACCCCUGGUCGGGGGUAUUAGCCGAGGCAAGAGGAGACGGAGACGAAAUGGGAGAUGGAUCGCAAGGGUUCAGAGGGAAAAGCUCAAGCCAAACAACAGUAGGACCUUUUCGCAAAAACAGAUGAAACCUACUGCAAGCUUUUUAUCUUCUGUUCCUCGAAUAUGAACCCUUUGCUGUCCCUUGCACUCUCAAUUCCCACCAAUGAAAGAGAGGCUUGCCUGUAUUUCAAACCCUCAUCUUUCCCCCCAUGGACCCCUCUCUGUACAUUUGUGAUGAACCGAAGACCUAUUUUGUGCAAUUGUACAACCUAGGGCAUUGGUCUUGGUGGCGCUGCAGUGUGGUCAGCCUGCAAAGUUGGGGCCUAAGGGCUAAAUAAGCGCAAAGUAGAGGUUUCGACGAGAGGAACCAGGUAGCCUGUUAUUCCAGGGAGUCGUCCAGAGCUUAAGCAAGAGUUUAAACUCAAAGAGACACGAAAGCUUGGCCGCUUUUCUCCGAGGCAGGGUCAUGUUCACUGAUACUGAAAACGCAAAAAUGGAGGCGGCUUCCAAAUUGAAAUAGCUAUCCGUACCAACAGAUACUGUUUUACGAGGCAGUGCGGCAGGUAAGUUGGAAAGCGGCUUCCAGAUGACAAAGCAUACAGUCGCAAGGUUAAAGGUAGAUGAGGGAAAGGAACGUCAGGUCAUUUGUUUGGCGGCGAAGGCAGAAAGCGGAUUUAAUAUCCAUCUGUUCCGGCAGACGGAAACAACGGGUCCUGCUCGCUCUCUCUCUCUCUCUCUCUCUCUCUCUCUCUGGCUCGAGACCUUCUGCUGACAUCACGGGGGAAGCGUGGGGUGGAGGAGAGUUCACAAACGUGGGUGUGGUGCGUGCGUGUGAGAGCACUGCCUCAGGUAUCCAAGGCAUUCAAUUAGAUAGUUCUCAUCCGUUCAGCAGUUUCUUUUAUCUGAAAAGGGGAGGGGAGUGAUAAUUAGAUCAAAUUGCCAAUAUAAGCUUGUUCGUGAUGUAUUUGUUUUUUGUUAUUUUUGUUAUUUUUUUUUUAAAUACAUAUCUCGAGCAUCUCUCACUAGAUGGUUUGGACUUUAUAGCCCGUGAGAUUUAAAGCACACUCCUUUUGACACGACUUCCUCUCACAGCGUUGAAGAGUUUGAGAUGAAAGGUACGAAAACCCGCAAAAGGGACCUUGACUUGCAUGACGGAAAUGCAUUUAACUUUAAUCGAGAUUUUUACGUAUAUACAAACGUGUCCAGGUGUCAGUGUUGGGUGAUGACCAUGUGAUUUCUAUUACACUCAUAUUUUUUGUUGUAGAAAGAGGAUAGGCACACGCAAAUUGCGGCCAUGACCUGGCUCCCCGUUUUAAGUCCGUUCCGACGCGCGACAUCGUUUUGUCCGCCAGCAGCUUCCGGUUUUAUAACAUGUUUUUAAAAGUGUCUGCAAAACAAUGAAGCAAAAAAAAAAAAUGUUACAUCGUUUGUAAUUGUUUGUUCCUGCACAUCGUUGAACAAAGCGGCGAGUCCUCCUUUUUUUAGUAUCAUGCUGAGUUAUAGCAGAUGGGAAUAUCCAUAUUCACUCGAGCAUAAUGCCCGUGAACGUAUUGUUUUGGGUUGGGUAUGAAAUUCUGUCUAUUUUUUAACUGUCACCCAGAUUAACGAAUAUCUCCUUUGCUACCCAUCUGCUGUUGUAGCGACGGAGCCUAACACUGAGCACGAGUGUGUGUCUUUUAAUGCAAAAUGAUUUGGGAUUUUUGCCACUUCAAAAGCCCAAGUUUUAGAGUUACUUGGGUUAAGAUCUUAACCUUGAUUUUUUUUAAUUCAUCCAAAAAUAAUGAGGCGGUGUAAAAAAUAAUCUUUCGUUCUCAAAUCAUGCAAAAUCACUCAUAUAUGUGCGUGCCGGCUUGCAUGCGUUUGUAACAUGACUUCAGGUCAGGUGGCUGCAUUUUCCUGAUGUUUCCAUCAGGGAACUGUGUCAUGAUGUUGAGAAUGAGGACGCUGAUGAUGGCACUGAUGAUGAGGCCUGAGAUUUGAGGUUAAAACGUUAAACGCAGAACAACCAAGGGCUGUUUUAGCUUGAAAGGUUUAUCAUCCUGUCCUUUCUGAGACAAAUGUCAAUGAAUAUGGCAACAAAGGUUAAAGCCUGACUACACAGCAAUAAAUGUUCUUUGU